UCUUGUUUUCCAAUAACCACACCCGGUCGUCCUUCUUCCACUCACAUUUCAGUGUGCAAAUUUACCAACACUCUUCGCCCUAUAUUUUGUCGGUUACUCAUUUUCCGCAACAAAUGGCGAUCUCCGGUAGCUUUCGGAGAUCUCGCACCACCAUUCCCGAACGGAACAACAGAUUCAACGCUCCACCACCACGACCGCCGCUUACAGUCUCCGUCGUUACAUUCCGGCGGUUCGCAUCCACUCUCUCCGUUGCUGCCGUCAUCAUCUUCACACUCUCCUUCCUGUUCACUUCAUCAUCUGAAACAAAUGAAGGUUUUUCAUUCAGUAUGAACGUAGCUAGAUCGUCACGUAGGUCUAUACUUGCUUUGAAAUCCGAUCCGUUAAGACCUAGAUUUGAUCAGAUCCGGAAGCAAGCAGACGAUCACAGAUCGCUUGCUUUAGCUUAUGCUGCUUACGCGCGUAAAUUGAAGCUCGAGAACUCGAAACUCGUUAGGAUUUUCGCUGAUCUGUCACGAAAUUACACAGAUCUGUUGUCAAAACCUAGUUACAAAGCGUUAUCUGAAUCUGAUGCAAGUUUAAUUGACGAACCAACGCUGCGGUUGUUUGAGAAGGAGGUUAAGGAGCGGAUUAAGGUGACUAGACAAGUGAUUGCUGAAGCGAAAGAGUCGUUUGAUAAUCAGCUUAAGAUUCAGAAGCUGAAGGAUUCGAUUUUCUCGGUUAAUGAACAGUUAACUAAAGCGAAGAAGCAAGGUGCGUUUUCGAGUUUAAUUGCUGCGAAAUCGAUACCGAAAAGCUUGCAUUGCCUUACGAUGAGGUUGAUGGAAGAGAGGAUUGCGCAUCCGGAUAAGUAUUCGGAUGAAGGAAAGCCGCGUCCGGUUGAGUUUGAUGAUCCGAAGCUUUAUCACUACGCUAUAUUUUCAGAUAAUGUGAUAGCUGCUUCUGUUGUGGUCAAUUCAGCUGUUAAGAACACGAAGGAGCCGUGGAAGCAUGUUUUUCAUGUUGUGACGGAUAAGAUGAAUCUAGGAGCAAUGCAAGUUAUGUUCAAGAUGAAAGAAUAUAACGGUGCGCAUAUUGAAAUUAAAGCGGUUGAGGAUUAUAAGUUUUUGAACUCCUCGUAUGUUCCGGUGUUGCGACAGCUUGAAUCUGCAAAUUUGCAAAGGUUUUACUUUGAGAACAAGCUUGAGAAUGCGACAAAGGAUACAACCAAUAUGAAGUUUAGGAACCCUAAGUAUCUGUCCAUAUUGAAUCAUCUGAGGUUCUACUUGCCGGAGAUGUACCCAACGCUGCACAGGGUUCUGUUUUUGGACGAUGACAUCAUCGUUCAGAAGGAUUUGACUGGCCUUUGGAAGAUAGACAUGGAUGGGAAGGUGAAUGGAGCUGUCGAGACGUGUUUUGGAUCGUUCCAUCGGUAUUCACAAUACAUGAACUUUUCUCACCCUCUAAUUAAGGAAAAGUUUAACCCCAAAGCCUGUGCUUGGGCUUAUGGGAUGAACUUCUUCGAUUUGGAUGCUUGGAGGAGGGAAAAGUGUACUGAGGAGUAUCAUUACUGGCAAAAUCUGAAUGAAAACAGGACUUUAUGGAAAUUGGGGACAUUACCGCCUGGUCUGAUCACAUUUUACUCCACAACGAAACCUUUAGAGAAAUCUUGGCAUGUUCUAGGGCUCGGGUAUAAUCCAAGCAUAAGCAUGGAAGAGAUCCAUAAUGCUGCAGUUGUUCAUUUUAAUGGAAACAUGAAACCAUGGCUGGACAUUGCAAUGAACCAGUUUCGCCCACUUUGGACCAAGUAUGUUGACUACGAUAUGGAGUUCGUUCAAGCCUGCAAUUUUGGUCGUUGAGUUUAUGAUGCAAUGGCGAUUUUACCCCUACCAGCUACCACUCAACAAUGUUAGUCCCUGCUUGGAGGUUCUUCCAAUACGAAGUAUGCUAUCAUCCGUUUCCCAUAUAAGUUUUGAAAUGUUGAUAAUUCCAUAGUUAAUUUAUCUUGUUAUUUUUUUAACUAAUAACAUUGGAACAAUAUAUACCCUGUUAUUUUUUCAAUUAAAUAUAUUAUCAUCUAUAUUACAUUGUU
Helianthus annuus (common sunflower) is the source of this 2068-nucleotide messenger RNA. RefSeq names its product galacturonosyltransferase 8. NCBI's taxonomy places the organism in Eukaryota, Viridiplantae, Streptophyta, Magnoliopsida, Asterales, Asteraceae. The transcript has 3 exons. The record is from RefSeq and is a predicted model, not a curated record. Gene Ontology annotation, molecular function: polygalacturonate 4-alpha-galacturonosyltransferase activity. Bases 114 to 1835 code for a protein of 573 amino acids.